CUGACGGAUCCGAAGUCGCUCUCUCCGCCGCUCGACUCACUUCAUCUUUUGAUUCUGUCUUUGUAAAAGUCCUUCAACCUCUUUCACCAUUCCCCCCCAUCGAGGCUCCGCUGAUUUUCUGUCGUCCCUCGGCCUCCGACCCGCGCGGAGGAAGUGGUCACUGUUGCUUGCAGUCACCGCUGUCGUGAUGGUUCUGCUGGCUCUGGCCAUCGCGGUGCCGCUUCUCCUCCUGCGCCCCUCGGAGACCUCCGCUCAUUACUACGAGAUGAUGGGCACCUGUCGAAUGGUAUGCGACCCGUACAGCGCCAAACCUGGAGGAGGGGAGGAGACCCAGACCGUCAACGGCAUCGCACCGCUACCACCGAUGGCGCAAGGCAGCCGCGGGGUACCGGGGAGACCGGGAAAACCGGGACUCAGGGGUCCACCGGGAGAACCAGGUCCCCCGGGCCCCAGGGGGCCGCCGGGGGAGCGAGGCGGCAGCAAACUCGCUUUCCCCGCUUUGAGCGAAGCAGCCGGGGGAGAGCACGGCGAAACAGACCGGGCGAACUCGACAAACAGCGGCACCCGGGUCGCCUUUUACGUCGGCCUUAAGAACCCCCACGAGGGUUACGAGGUGCUCAAGUUUGACGACGUGAUUACAAACUUGGGGCACCUCUACGAUCCGAGCACCGGGAAAUUCACCUGCCACGUGUCCGGGAUCUACUACUUCACUUAUCAUGUGCUAAUGCGUGGAGGAGACGGAACCAGCAUGUGGGCCGACUUGUGUAAGAACGGACAGGUCCGAGCCAGUGCCAUAGCUCAAGAUGCAGACCAAAAUUAUGACUACGCCAGCAACAGUGCCGUGCUGCACUUGGACUCUGGCGACGAGGUCUACGUGAAACUGGACGGUGGCAAAGCUCACGGUGGAAACAAUAACAAGUACAGCACCUUCUCUGGCUUCAUCUUAUACCCUGACUAGGUCCAAUUGUCAACAGGAGUUCUUUUCAUGAAAGUACAUGGUUACAAUGUGUUUUUGUGUCCCUCAAAACACAAGCUGCUUAUGUUCAUGUUAAUUGAUGGAGAGCGUCCUCAGUGCAGAGGUGAAAAUGAUAUUCUACUGAAAGGCUCUGAAGGAUUAACAGUGCGUGAUAUUACUCGAAAGUCAAACAUCAGUCGGAUAAGCUUGUUCAAUUUCGCUGUUGAGACCUGGCCCUAUGUAGCUACAUUUCACAAAUUGAUCUUCUUACACAAUGACAUGAAACAAGCCAUCUAAAUGCAUCUAUUUAUUUGCAGCACCGUGAAUAAACUCCUCACCAACGGACCAGGUCUUUUUCAAUGCGAUCACACAGACUCCCGUCACAAGUAGCACAUGGACAGCUGCAAAAACCGAUACAUAUUACAUAUAUGUACAUAUCAAAUAUUAAUAUCUCUUCAGGUUUCAUCUUCUGUUGCAAUGAUUUAGCACUACUUCUCAUUGUGUUAUAUAUAGUUGCAGGCCAUAACUAUAAGUGUAAAGCUAAUCUUGUGAGAUGAAAAUAUCCAUAGUGGGUUUUUGUGUGUGUGUGUGUGUGUGUGUGUGUGUGUUUUUGUUUGUUUGUUUCUUCCAAACACAAGCACGGCAUCAAUAUCCAAAUUGGAACUAACACUUACCAAAGGCACAAACACACACGUCCAUCCUUCUCCAAUCAUCCAAAUUGCCAAGGGGAGCUGGACCCAUCUGAUCAUACACAACAGGGUCAGCAAAGGACAUGAGUGGAGUAAAAAAAAAAACUGUCAGAUUUACAAUCCAGAGGAUAAAAACAUCGAAAUAGUUGUGUUUUGUUUUUUGGGGGACUGUUUGUAUGUUUGUCUGUCUCUUGGUAAGCAAAAUGGUUUUGCUGCGUUUGAUGAAAUACCCAAUAAA
Molecule: messenger RNA, 1882 nt
Organism: Phycodurus eques (leafy seadragon)
Lineage: Eukaryota; Metazoa; Chordata; Actinopteri; Syngnathiformes; Syngnathidae
Gene: c1ql2
Product: complement component 1, q subcomponent-like 2
Exons: 2
Coding region: 188-958 (256 amino acids)
Molecular function (GO): protein binding
Source: RefSeq, a predicted model, not a curated record